CAGAUCAAAAAAUUAGGUCUUGGAAAUUUGGGAGAGAAGAAGAAGAAGAAGAGGAGAGAGAAAAUGGGGAAGCAACCGGUGAAGAUGAGGGCGGUGGUGUACGCGCUGUCGCCGUUUCAGCAGAAGGUGAUGCCCGGCCUCUGGAAGGACCUUCCGGCCAAGCUCCACCACAAGGUCUCCGAGAACUGGCUCAGCGCCACUCUCCUCCUCGCUCCUCUCGUCGCCGUCCACACGUAUGUGCAGAAUUACCAGGAGAAGGAGAAGCUGGAACACAGGUACUGAAAGAAGAUCGCUAAGUUUUCGUUGUUGUAAUUUGAUUGUUUGCUACUGAGUCACAUUUUCAGAAGUGUGUAUGAGUUUUAUUGUUCUUGAAAAACGAAAUUGUAGUUCAUCGGAUUCGAAUUGCAAAUAAAUUGAGACUGCAGCUUCUGCUAUCA
This is a messenger RNA of Rosa rugosa (rugosa rose), 437 nucleotides long. Its product is annotated as cytochrome b-c1 complex subunit 8-like. Gene Ontology annotation, biological process: mitochondrial electron transport, ubiquinol to cytochrome c. The transcript is spliced from 2 exons. The coding region runs from base 64 to 282 and encodes 72 amino acids. The record is from RefSeq and is a predicted model, not a curated record. NCBI's taxonomy places the organism in Eukaryota, Viridiplantae, Streptophyta, Magnoliopsida, Rosales, Rosaceae.